AUGCGCGACUUGGCCCUGGUGUUGCGAUCGGUGGUAGAGUGUAGACUCGCGUCUCGUGGUCAAGCCCCGCCAGGACGGGUUGGCAGCGAAUCUCCACUUCUUCAAACACUCUGGCAGGUCCAGAGUGCCGUCCGUGAUGUGAUGGGUCGCGGUCUCGACGCCGUGUCUUCCGUCGCACCGAAGAACGUGCGAUCGGUGAGAAAUGUGUGGAGCAAGGCGACUAUUCGGUGGGGCAGUGGAGAUAUCAACUAUAUACCAUCGAUGAUGGCGUUCGGAGGCACUGCAGCUGCAGGCAUCGUGUAUGCCACUGACUGGAAAGUGAUUUGUGCUUAUAUUCCAUUCUACAACACUAAGUUCACCAAGGAGGAACUAGAAGGCCCGGCGGAGUGA
Pieris macdunnoughi is the source of this 390-nucleotide messenger RNA. The record is from the annotation of a GenBank genome assembly. Lineage: Eukaryota; Metazoa; Arthropoda; Insecta; Lepidoptera; Pieridae.